AUGAAAGACGCUUUGUGAUAUCUCGCGGGGCCAUACGGACUACUACUACACUGCAGGGAAAUAUUGUUUGAAUAAUUAAUAGAAAGAAAGAGCUUUAAUGGGAAAAAUGUAAAUGUUUGGACUUUUAGCAGCGUGAAUGUAAAACUGUGGGAGUUUUGCAGAAGUUUUCAACGCUGGAAAAGGAUGACAACAACACAAUAGUGUUGGCAAUCUGCAAGAGUUUCACAACAAACAUGAGGAUACAGGGACAGCCUGAGGGUGCAAGGAGGCGCCUGGAUUUGAAUGCAGUCGGUGAGCUCAGGGGUGUUGAGGUCAUCCGUGGUCGGGCAGGAUAUGGCUUUACUAUUUCAGGACAGCAGCCAUGUUUGUUGAGUGGCAUCCUGGAAGGAAGUCCUGCUGACCUGGUGGGACUCAAACAAGGGGAUCGCAUCAUGGCCAUCAAUGGAACAGACGUGUCCACCGCUUUGCAUGAGAAUGUGGUGCAGUUGAUUGGCAGCUGCAAAGGGCCUUUGCGGUUAGUGGUGCAUGCUGAAGGCCGAAUCAUGGAGAACCCCAUCCUUAAUGAUGAAAAAUUUGGGAUUGGACAGAAAAAGCGUCUUUUUCAAAAGGCAGGUGUUCUUCGCACCAUCUCGCACGAUUCAAACAAUUCCUCCUUCAACUCAAGUCAUGCAUUCACCUCCAAACAGAGGCCGGUGUCAGAACCUGACAUGUCGCAGUGGUCACAACAAUGGAGCGCUUUAGCUGAGCAGCCAAAGGAGGAAAAUUCCAGACUGGGGGACACAGACUCUGUUUUUACAGACACAGAAGAAGUGAAUUCAGACUGGAGUAUUUUAAACAUGACCUUGGUAGUGGGCUACCUGAGCUCUACAGAGCUGAUUUUAAACACUACAGAAUCAGAGGAGGACUGUUUGAAAGCCAUUCGUGAGCGAAUACGUCAGUUGGGUACAGAGCAGGAUACCCAUACUCUGGUGAUGAUGAAGAUCAUGUUUGACUGCAUCAGACUUUGUGAUGAAGCAGGAGCUGUUUUGGCAGCCUUCCCUACUGAAAACCUGGUUUUAGGGGCUGUGUGUGCUGAAGACCCACGUUUUUUUUGCCUGGUCACUACAGCACAUAUAAUCAAUGGCCGUGUCCCAGAGGAUGGUCCUUUAAGGGCCUCCUGCCAUGUUUUCUUCAUCGACCCAGAGCUGGGAAACCAUGAGGACCACAUAGGGAUUGCUGGGCGCUUUGGCUUCGACUGCACUCCAGAUCCAGAUGCUUUGGGCUGUCUGGAAUUCCCUCAGACUCCGCCAGAUGUCCUUCAUUUUGUCACAGUCCUAUACAGUGACUUGGGAGAAGCCGUAGAGAGGCUUAGAGUCAGACUGGACACGGAGGCUCAGCAACAAGCCAAGGAGAACGGCAGCACUGGCAAGCAAGGCAGUGCCAGCAGUAAUGGGGACAGUGGAAUUGGCAAUGCUUCCCCCCCUGAGGAGAGAGCGGACAGGGAUUUCCCUUCUGCAAUCCAAAACCACCCUGGGGCCCACCUCCCCAGCUGUCCAUGGGAUUAUCCUCCGGCUGAAGACCUCACCCCAAUAAAUCUCUCCAAGAAUGGCCAAAAAUGUAAUCCAGAGAACAGUGCCAGCACAAAUUCCCUUUCAGAGUCACUACCUGGCCCUGAUUCUCUGACUAGCUUUUAUGGAGGUCCACCACCCAGGCUCAAGUUCCAGUUUAAGCCCCCACCACCACCUUCUCUUCCUUUGGGUAAAAAAACUAACAUCUUGGGAGACCCUCUCAGAGGUAGCCAAAGGUGGUUCUCUAAGCCAAAGUGGCCUAAAACCCUCAAUGGGGAUCCAGAGCCUCAGGUGACAUCCAACAGCAACUGGUCUUCCAGUGUUAGCCUUAGCACCAGCACAAAUAACCUGCCUCCCCCCAUGAGCCAGAUUCCCUCAGACAGGUAUCAGUCAGCAGAGAUCAUGAUGCUGCCUCCCAGAGAAGAAUGGACCAAAAGAUUUCUUGAACAGAGAGAGAAACAGCGGAAGGAUGGUAGUACCAAAAAUGGCUCCAGGUUUUGGGGUAAGGGUGUUCUACGUACCUCCAAACGCCGCUCAGUUAAACGCCUCAGCCUGGCACGAUCACUGGAUGACCUUGAGUCUGCUGCUUCCUCAGAUGGUGAUUAUAGUGGAGUCCAGUUGCAGGGAUGCUGCAGCCAGAGCAGCCUGAACAGUAAUGGCAGUCUUCCAGGAGCAGGAAGCCAUCGAGGGGUUCCAGAGCAGCGUGUGGCUAGCUGGGCCGCCUGCUUCGAGCGUCUCCUUCAGGAUCCAGUGGGCGUACGCUACUUUUCGGAAUUUCUCAAGAAAGAAUUCAGUGAGGAGAAUAUCUUGUUCUGGCAGGCCUGUGAAUACUUCAGUCAUGUCCCUGCAACUGAUAAAAAGCAGCUGUCCCAGAGAGCUGGAGAGAUCUACAACAGCUUCCUGUCCAGCAAGGCCACCAUGCCGGUCAACAUCGACAGUCAAGCCCAGCUGGCUGAUGACGUCCUCACGUCCCCACGGCCCGACAUGUUCAAGACGCAACAGCUACAGAUCUUCAACCUGAUGAAGUUUGACAGCUACUCACGAUUCCUCAAGUCCUCGCUCUACCAGGAGUGUAUGCACGCUGAAGUGGAAGGCCGACCCUUGCCGGACCCCUACCAGAUCCCCUGCAGUCCUGCGCCGUCUAAACACAGUGCCAGCUCCGACCGCUCCACCCUUUCCACUCCGAAAAAGGAGCCUAGAAAACAGAGGUCAGGGAGGUCACUCAAUGAGGACAGCAAAGAUGAGAGCGCUGAUAAAAAACGCGGGAUGUUCUUCUCAUGGUCCCGCAACAGGAGCUUUGGGAAGGGGCCAAAAAAGAAGGAAAUUGGAGACAUUAACCUCGACUACUGGGGUAGUAAUGGGCGAAGGGAGUCCCAGGGCUCCUUGUCAUCCGGUACCAGUCUGGAGAUGGCCACUUCCUGCUCUACUGGCAAGAUUGAUUCUGAUAACCGCCACUCAGUCGGAGUUUGGGAACGCUCCCCUAAACACUGCAGUGUGAUGCUGCCCGACGGCUCGUGCUCCUCUGUCACGCUUCGGCCCGGUGCUUCCAUUAGAGAAGUCCUCCAGGUUCUCUGUCACAACAUAAGCGUCAACAUCGCCGCCGUCGACCUCUUCCUGGUGGGAGGGGAGAAGCCUUUAGUGUUGGACCAAGACUGCUUGACCCUCAGCUCACGAGACUUGAGGCUGGAGAAGAGGACUUUGUUUAGAUUGGACCUGGUACCCAUUAAUCGCUCUGUGGGGCUGAAAGCCAAACCUACCAAACCAGUCACUGAAGUCCUUCGUCCCGUUGUGGCCAAAUAUGGCCUCCACCUCAGCGAUCUUGUGGCCAAAAUAAGUGGACAAACUGAGCCUUUGGAUUUGGGCGCCCCCAUAUCGAGCUUAGAUGGCCUGCGGGUCGUCUUGGAGCGAGUGGACCCAGCCUCAGGGAAAGACAAAUCCAAGUCUUCCUCCCUAAAAAGCCAUCCUCCAACCAGGAGUCUUUCUGCAACAGGAGAUGAGAGGUCAACACCAAAGGACUUUUCUGUGAGAGCAAGUGGACCAGACUCUGCACUCCCAGGGGAAAAGAGAAAACAGAAAAAGAUUAAUAUAGAUGAAGCUGAAGAAUUCUUUGAGCUGCUGAGCCGGGCGCAGAGCACCCGAGCCAACGACCAGCGCGGGCUCCUGAGCAAAGAAGACCUGGUGCUUCCCGACUUCCUGCGUCUGGCUCCCUCCACCUCCUCUUGCUCCGUCUCCUCUGACCUGGCCUGCUCCACUCCUGACUCGCUGAAGCGAAGCAAUGGCGUCUCCUCGCGCGGGCCCCUCACCUCCAGCCUUCGAUCGGAGAGCCUGGACUCCUCCCUCAGCUCCAGCGCCAAUGGACACUCCGCGGCCAGGCGGUGCAUGCUGCCCCCUCCUCGCCACGCGCCUUUCGGCACCCACCUGUCCCCCAUCCCCCGGCCCUCAGACACCCGGCCAAGCCUCCGCACCGUGGAGGAGGACUCCCACAGCGACCUGACCCUUGUCGGGGAGGGCGACAUCAACAGCCCCAACAGCACCCUGCUGCCCGCAUCUCCAUCCCCUAUGCCGUCCUUCGAGGGCAGCCUGCCCGAGGCCAACUUCACCCCACCACCACCCUUGUCCCACCCUCAAGACGCAGGUGGAGAGGGAAAGUCCAGUUCAGGUAUUUCUACAGUGUAAUAAACCAGUGCUCCGUGUGUUUGCGUGUGUGUCGUAUGUGCAUGUGUGCGCUCUCUCCGGUGGUCUAAACCAGACCACCUUCAUGAUUAAACUCUACACUGACUCUGAUGCACUUUAAUGACAAAUUGAUAUUGACUCUUUCUCAGUUUGCCAAUCAUUUAAACUGAUUUGUUUUAAUAAACAUAGCAAAGCAUGUGUGUGAUUGACUGAUUACACUCAGAUCAAGUUGUAAAUAGUGAUGUGUAUAUUUUGUUUAGUGAGUAACGUUUACUUGGAUGUCACUUCCCAUGCCACAAAUUGUUGGGUUGGCCACAUGACUGGGAUCAGUUUAUUCCAGUUAAAUAUUUAGAGUUUAUUUUGUAGUUUUGGGUGCAUGAGAAUGCAGAUGUAACUGAUUGCAGAGCUUAUGAAUAUAAAUAAUAUAUAUGCAUAAUGCAUAUGGAUUAACAAUCAAUAUUUGACAGUACUGUAGUCAGUAAAUGUACUGAUGAUUAUAAUUCAGAGCAACUGAGCGAUUGAAAGUGAUGAGAUUAGCAGCUUGUGUUUCCUGGCAUUAUGGGUUCAUCAUGUACAAUUAGAAAAACAUCGUAGCAAACCAGAAACAUGAAAUUGUCAGUCAUUACAAAACAAAUGCUGUGUUCCUCUCCAUCCCACCACCUCUAGUUAAGUGCAAUUCAACAAUGUCAAUGUCAAAACGCAAUUUGUAUUUUUUUUUCUUACGCAACUCUCUAAAACCAGUGAGUCACUAAAAUGGUGUCAGCUCCUACUGUUGCAAUUUGAGCAACGAUAAAAAAAAAAAAAAGAAUUAGUCAUUGGAGGACAAGUGCUGCUUAGCGCCGGUGGUGACAUUGUUGAAUUGCCUGUCAUUCUUUAUCUGGGUCAUUCAAUCCCUCUCCAGAUGCCUGAUGUAGAUAAUCACUACCAAUAAACUCUGUACCUGUGAUUCAGUAGAUCUAAUAAAUGUUAGAAUUGGAAA
Thunnus maccoyii (southern bluefin tuna) is the source of this 5199-nucleotide messenger RNA. RefSeq names its product regulator of G protein signaling 12a (gene rgs12a). Gene Ontology annotation, molecular function: GTPase activator activity; protein binding. The record is from RefSeq and is a predicted model, not a curated record. NCBI's taxonomy places the organism in Eukaryota, Metazoa, Chordata, Actinopteri, Scombriformes, Scombridae. Gene Ontology annotation, biological process: signal transduction. The transcript is spliced from 17 exons. Bases 234 to 4223 code for a protein of 1329 amino acids.